Malurus melanocephalus (red-backed fairy wren) is the source of this 4479-nucleotide messenger RNA. It is a transcript of the gene SEMA5B, whose product is annotated as semaphorin 5B. Gene Ontology annotation, molecular function: semaphorin receptor binding; chemorepellent activity. Gene Ontology annotation, biological process: axon extension; negative regulation of axon extension involved in axon guidance; positive regulation of cell migration. The coding region runs from base 669 to 3947 and encodes 1092 amino acids. The transcript is spliced from 24 exons. Lineage: Eukaryota; Metazoa; Chordata; Aves; Passeriformes; Maluridae. The record is from RefSeq and is a predicted model, not a curated record.
CCGAUGGAAAGAGUUGAAGCCGUGCUGAUAGGAGCCGCCUGGAAGAGACAGCGGAGCGCYCGGGAGGACUUCGGUCCCAACUCCGGCCGCGCCGCGGGGACGCUGCCCGCCGCCGCUUGCAUGGCCCGAGGCGGCACUCCCUGAGCGCCGGGCUGGGGAGAGCCGCCGCUCCGCUCCCCUGUUCGCCCCGAGCCGAGCCCAGCCGCGCCGAGCCCAACCGAGCCCAGCCCCGCCGAGCCGAGCCCAGCCGCUCCGCGGCUGCCCCYACUCCUGCGGCAGCCGGAGCGCGAUGUGCCGGUGAGCCCCGCACCGGGAGCCCGGCGGCCACCCCAUAAAUCAUCCACAAACAAGCAUAUGAGAAAAAUAGAAGGAAGGAGUCCAAAGAGGCAUGCCAGAGAAGGAAGUUUGCAGAGUCCAAGGGAUUCAGAGAAGACUGCAGUGGGACUGUCUCUGAGAGGGAGCGUUUACAUCACCAAUUCUUGACGAGUUUACCUUCUGGGACUCUGACCUUGGACUGCUGCUGGGACGUUUGUCUUGGACUUGUCCUCUGGGCUGGUCACUUAAGAUUUUCCCUGGAGCGUGGCUUCGAAAAUGACACUUCAGUAAUGCAGAAGCUGUAUCCUCCGCGGUCCUGUCUUGGAAGCUAGAUCUGCAGCCGCCCUUCAGUCAUGAUUGUUUCAAGAUUAAAGGCCAUUUCCCUGUCAUUUCCAAGCCUUUUUCUUCUUGCUUUUCAUCUCUCAGCAUCACAGAAUGUACCUGAAUACACUGAAGCUGAACAUCAGCAAUGUGUUAGGAAAGAACACCCCACAAUUGCUUUUGAAGAUCUGAAGCCCUGGGUGUCGAAUUUCACCUAUCCAGGUGUGCAUGACUUUUCUCAGCUUGCACUGGAUGCCAACAGGAACCAGCUCAUUGUGGGAGCAAGGAACUACCUCUUCAGACUUAGUCUACACAACGUUUCUCUUAUUCAGGCAACAGCAUGGGGUUCAGAUGAAGACACCAGGAGGUCCUGUCAAAGUAAAGGGAAAACAGAGGAAGAGUGCCAGAACUAUGUCCGAGUGCUGAUUGUUUAUGGCAAGAAGGUUUUUACCUGUGGUACCAAUGCCUUUUCACCAGUGUGUUCCAGUCGACAGGUAGGAAAUCUCAGCAAAAUCAUUGACAGAAUUAAUGGAGUGGCUCGGUGCCCAUACGAYCCUCGGCAUAACUCGACAGCUGUGAUUACAUCACGAGGAGAGCUCUAUGCUGCAACUGUGAUUGAUUUUUCUGGACGGGAUCCUGCUAUUUACCGCAGCCUUGGAAAUGUUCCCCCACUUAGGACAGCRCAAUACAACUCCAAAUGGCUCAAUGAGCCUAACUUUAUUGCUGCCUAUGACAUCGGCUUGUUCACCUACUUCUUCUUCCGUGARAACGCGGUGGAACACGACUGUGGGAAAACAGUGUAUUCUCGUGUGGCAAGAGUUUGCAAAAAUGAUAUUGGAGGGAGAUUUUUGCUGGAGGACACAUGGACAACUUUCAUGAAGGCCAGGCUGAACUGCUCCCGUGCUGGAGAAAUCCCUUUCUAUUACAAUGAAUUGCAAAGCACCUUCUACCUUCCUGAGCAAGAUCUGAUCUAUGGCGUCUUCACUACUAAUGUAAACAGCAUAGCUGCCUCAGCAGUGUGUGCCUUCAAUCUGAGUGCCAUUACUCAGGCAUUUAAUGGCCCUUUCCGUUACCAAGAAAACCCAAGAUCAGCCUGGCUGCCAACGUUAAACCCCAUCCCUAAUUUCCAGUGUGGGACACUGAACGAUGACAGCCCUAACGAGAACCUGACGGAGAGAGUCCUGCAGGAUGCWCAGCGCUUGUUCCUGAUGAAUGAUGUGGUACAGCCAGUGACUGUCGAUCCAUACGUGACUCAGGACAGCAUUCGAUUUUCCAAACUGGUGGUUGAUAUUGUUCAGGGGAAGGACACUCUCUACCAUGUGAUGUAUAUUGGAACAGAGUAUGGCACCAUCUUGAAGGCCCUUUCUACCACUAACAGGAGUCUGAGGAGUUGUUAUUUAGAGGAAAUGCAGAUCCUCCCUGAUGGACAACAGGAAGCAAUAAAGAGUCUCCAAAUCCUACACAGCGACAGGUCACUCUUUGUGGGCUUAAAUAAUGGAGUGCUGAAAAUUCCUUUGGAGAGAUGCUCCAUGUACAAAACAGAAGGGGAGUGCCUGGGAGCCAGAGACCCCUAUUGUGGCUGGGAUAGCAAGCAGAAGCGAUGCACCACCAUCGAGGACAGCUCCAACAUGAGCCUCUGGACUCAAAAUAUCACUGAGUGCCCAGUGAAAAACCUGACGACAAAUGGAAGAUUGGGACCUUGGUCCCCAUGGCAACUGUGUGAGCAUUCGGAUGGGGACAGCACAGGCUCCUGCAUGUGUAGGUCACGUUCCUGUGACAGCCCUCGUCCUCGCUGUGGAGGUCGCAGCUGUGAAGGGGCCAGGAUUGAGGUCGCAAAUUGUUCAAGAAACGGCGCUUGGACACCGUGGUCUUCCUGGGCCCCAUGCAGCACCUCCUGCGGGAUCGGCUUCCAGGUGCGCCAGCGAUCCUGCAGCAAUCCCGCUCCACGCUACGGGGGCAGGGUCUGCGUUGGACAGAGCAGGGAGGAAAGGUUCUGUAAUGAGAACAGUCCAUGUCCAUUACCGAUUUUUUGGUCUUCAUGGGGACCUUGGAAUAAAUGUAGCGUGAAUUGUGGUGGAGGGAUUCAUUCAAGGCAGAGGUCCUGUGAAAAUGGAAACACRUGUCCGGGCUGUGCUGUGGAGUAUAAGACCUGUAACCCGGAGAGCUGCCCGGAGGUGCGCAGGAACACACCCUGGACCCCCUGGAUGCCUGUCAACAUCACCCAGAACGGUGCCCGCCAGGAGCAGCGCUUCCGCUACACGUGCCGGGCCCAGCUGCCAGACCCCCACGAGCUGCAGUUCGGGAGGAAGAAAACCGAGAGCCGCUUCUGCCCCAACGAUGGCUCGGCAGUGUGUGACACUGACUCUCUUGUUGAUGACCUCCUCAAGACUGGUAAGACCUCUGCACGGAUUAUCAAUGGGGGCUGGUCCUUUUGGGGGGCCUGGUCUUCCUGUUCCAGGGACUGUGAGCUGGGCUUUAGGAUCAGGAAGAGAACAUGCACAAACCCUGAACCUAAAAAUGGUGGCUUGCCCUGUGUGGGGUCAGCGAUGGAGUACCAAGACUGCAAUCCUCACCCCUGCCCAGUGAAAGGCUCGUGGUCCUGCUGGACUCCCUGGUCCCACUGCUCAGCCACCUGUGGGGGUGGGCACUACCAGCGCACACGGACCUGCACCAACCCCGCUCCAUCCAGCGGGGAGGACAUCUGCAUYGGGCUGCACACCGAGGAGGCCCUCUGCAACACCCACCCCUGCCAAGGUGGCUGGUCAGAGUGGUCYGAGUGGAGCCUGUGCAAUGAAGAGGGCAUCCAGUACCGCAGCCGCUACUGCGAGGUGCACAGCCCGGACUCCUUCCAGUGCGUCGGAAACAGCACCCAGUACCAGGAUUGCCUGUAUAAUGAAAUUCCUGUGAUCCUGCCAGCCUCCAGCAUCGAUGAGAGCACAAACUGUGGAGGUUUUAGUCUCAUCCAUCUGAUUGCCACUGGGGUCUCUUGUUUCUUCGGCUCCAGCCUCUUAACGUUUGUGAUUUACGUGUACUGCCAGCGCUGCCAGAGGCAGUCCCAGGAGUCCACUGUUAUCCACCCAACCACUCCCAACCAUCUCCAUUACAAGGGCAACACAACCCCCAAGAAUGAGAAGUACACCCCUAUGGAGUUCAAGACACUUAACAAGAACAACUUGAUACCGGACGACAGGACCAACUUCUACCCACUGCAGCAAACCAAUGUGUACACAACAACCUAUUAUCCCAGCACACUGAAUAAAUAUGAUUACAGGCCCGAGGCCUCCCCUGGAAGGACCUUUGCCAACAGCUGAUGAUGGACAGAUCCUACAGGACUGGAUAACUUCCUAUAUGAUUUUUUUUUUUUUUAAAUUGAUUUUAUGGACCAAAUACCGGCCCAGCCUCUAGAUGUAAAUAUUGUACAGUAGGGUCUUUUUUUUUCCUUUGGUUAAUUGUGUUUCUUGUAAACAGCACAUCUCCUUACAAGGACAAAAAUGCAUAUGGACYGUUCUGCGGAGCUUUUGUGGAUAUUUGGCUGGAGAUGGCUCUUCCACUGCAACUGUUUAUGGCUGGAAGAUCAGCAUGCUGUCCGAGGCUGAGGUUGUUGAGAAGGGGGCUGUGUGCUGGGCUGAGUGSCCACUGAGCAGCCACACACAGCACAUGGAGCACUCCAGACAAGGCAAGAGGUGGCCUCCUGGAGCAGGGCUGGAUACAUCCUUUGUGAGCCAGGACAGCAAUGGUGCGGUGGAUGACACACAGCUCAUGGGACAGGCCAAACAGGACUCCAUCAUGACAACAACUUGAAGAACAUUUUCUUUUUUCCUUUUUAAUUUUAUUUUUGAUUUU